Molecule: messenger RNA, 1365 nt
Organism: Fraxinus pennsylvanica
Lineage: Eukaryota; Viridiplantae; Streptophyta; Magnoliopsida; Lamiales; Oleaceae
Source: the annotation of a GenBank genome assembly
AUGGAGACAUCAAAUGGUGCGAAUUCUGAUAAUUCCAAUGUAGCUUCACUACCUUCAUCAUCAAGCAAUGGAGGAAAUUCCAGGAUACAGUUCCCUUUCCUCCGGUUCAUCCGCUCCCCUAUCUCAACCCUACUUGAACACACCGGUGUCCUUCGGGUCCGACCCGAUCAUCCCUACUCCGAAGCCCACCCCCUUAUACCCGAAAACACCAAUUCUAAUGCCCAAAUUCUCAACAAUUUAAACUCAAUUAACAGCAAUGAUAUUAGUAAUAGUAGUAAUAAUAAUGGGGAGGUAUCGAUUCGGAUUAUUGGGGCAGGGGAGCAGGAUGGGGAUAGGGUUGUUGAAAGUGAUGGUGAGAAUGAUCAACCGGUUUCAGGAUUGGGAUUGGGCACGGAGGAAUCUGUAGAGGUGACCAAUGGUUUUAAUGGGAAUGGGACUAGCGGUAGUAGUAAUGAGACCAAUGGGGAAUCUUCAGCGUAUCAGAGAUAUGAUAUACAGCAGGUGGCAAGGUGGAUUGAGCAGAUUCUUCCCUUCUCUUUGCUUCUAUUGGUGGUUUUCAUCCGACAGCACUUGCAAGGAUUCUUUGCUACCAUUUGGAUUACUGCCAUACUGUUCAAGUCUAAUGACAUUGUUCGGAAGCAGACAGCUCUAAAGGGAGAGAGGAAGAUUUCUGUCCUUGUUGGUUUUUCUGUGGUCUUCAUGCUUCAUGUAUUUGGAAUCUACUGGUGGUAUCGGAAAGAUGAUCUUUUCUAUUCUUUAUUCAUGGUUCCUCCAAAGGCAGUCCCGCCUUUCUGGCAUGCAAUAUUCAUCAUCCUGGUAAAUGAUACAAUGGUGCGACAGGUUGCAAUGAUCUUGAAAUUGGUUCUUCUAAUCUAUUAUAAGAAUUGCAGGGGCCACAAUUUCCGCAGACAGGGUCAAAUGUUAACUCUGGUCGAGUACACACUGCUGCUAUACCGUGCACUGUUACCAACUCCUGUCUGGUAUAGAUUCUUCUUGAACAAAGACUAUGGAAGCCUCUUUUCAUCGUUGACAACUGGGUUGUAUUUAACUUUCAAGCUUACGUCAAUUGUAGAGAAGGUCCAAUCCUUCUUUGCUUCCUUAAAAGCAUUAUCAAGAAAGGAAAUCCAUUAUGGAUCUCAUGCCACGUCAGAACAGGUAACUGCAGCAGGAGAUCUAUGUGCCAUAUGCCAGGAGAAGAUGCAUGUUCCAAUUUUAUUGCGCUGCAAACAUAUCUUCUGUGAAGACUGUGUUUCAGAAUGGUUCGAAAGAGAAAGAACUUGCCCUUUAUGUAGGGCCCUGGUUAGACCUGCUGAUCUUAGAUCAUAUGGAGAUGGAUCAACGAGUCUUUUUUACCAGUUGUUUUAG